AUGCUCGCUUUUGAAUACUUUACCACGCUGGACCGCGAGAUCGACUUCUUAUGGGAUCAUAAGCUUUCAUGGGCGAAAGUUGUCUCCCUGUUAAACAGAUAUAUUGGUCUUCUCUACUAUUUCUGUUCCUUUGCCAUCUCUCUACCUGGGCAGGAUUUCUCGGUGAGUGCACGUUUCACCAUAACGAUCUUUCCAACAGCUUUUGCCGGCUUGCGCGCGCAUGCGGUCACCAUGCGUAAUUGGAAGAUAACCUUACCUAUCGUCCUACUAGGGCUUACAACUGUAAUCAUAGAUUCAAUAGUAUUCAUAUUAUCGCGAACAUGCGCUCUCCUAUCAAAUGGCCUGGUACUUGCUGCAACAUGGGUCCAAACAUGGAGCACAAUCCGUACCGCAAGAGAGUUUGGAUUGUCUGCGUCAUUCGCGUCGUUUCUACUGUGGCAUGGAUUGCAGACGUUUGGGUACGUUGAUCCCGUUGGUGGCUGCACCUCGGACCUCAUGGACUCUGCUUGA
This is a messenger RNA of Dichomitus squalens LYAD-421 SS1, 510 nucleotides long. RefSeq lists its product as uncharacterized. The transcript is spliced from 3 exons. The record is from RefSeq and is a predicted model, not a curated record. NCBI's taxonomy places the organism in Eukaryota, Fungi, Basidiomycota, Agaricomycetes, Polyporales, Polyporaceae. The coding region runs from base 1 to 510 and encodes 169 amino acids.